This is a messenger RNA of Gordionus sp. m RMFG-2023, 1166 nucleotides long. RefSeq names its product eukaryotic translation initiation factor 3 subunit H-like. The record is from RefSeq and is a predicted model, not a curated record. The coding region runs from base 47 to 1036 and encodes 329 amino acids. Gene Ontology annotation, molecular function: metallopeptidase activity; protein binding; translation initiation factor activity. The transcript has 5 exons. Lineage: Eukaryota; Metazoa; Nematomorpha; Gordioida; Chordodea; Parachordodidae. Gene Ontology annotation, cellular component: cytosol; cytoplasm; eukaryotic 43S preinitiation complex.
UAAAUAUAUUUUUUAUUUUCUGCUGAACCAUAAUAUUUCAAAAAACAUGACUUCUGAAGAUUUUACAAGUAUAUCGUUGGUCGAAGUGGAUUUUAUAGUAUUGCUCAAAAUUAUAAAACACUGCGAGCAAGAAAUUGCUGGACUUGGAGAUAAUAUUCAAGGAUUUUUAAUGGGCCUUAAAGUUAAGGAUAGGCUAGAAGUAACAAAUUGUAGUCCAAAUCCCAAAAAUACUGAAAGCUCUGAAGAAAUAAACAAUUAUCAAAUGGAUCUUAUGAAGAAUUUAAUUAAAUUAAGAUUUGAUACACUUCAAAUAGGGUGGUAUCAAAAUACACCCUUAGGAAAUUUUAUUAAUGCUGCUUUUAUAGAGAAUCAAUUUAAUUACCAAGCACAAGUUGGGGAGAGUAUAGUAUUGAUUUAUGACAAUUUAAAAACUUCUCGUGGCUUUUUGGCAUUGAGAGCCUAUCGUCUAACACCGAAAGGUUUGCAAAUUUGCUCUGAGUGUGGUGGGGACUAUAGUCCAGAAAAAAUUCAAAAGUUCAAAAUCAAUUACGACUCCUUAUUUCAAGAAAUUCCCGUUUAUAUCAAGACAUCUAAUUUAACAAAUGUUCUUUUGUCUCAAUUAGAAACCAAUUUCAAACUAGAAGACAAAUUCCCUUCUAAACGCAUGUUAGACCUAGAUUUCAUCCCCGUUUUGGAUUACAAUUUGAGAACUAUGAUGUUAAAUUUGGAUGACAUCAAUCAAGAAAACAAUAAAUUGAACAUGUACUAUCGUCAAAAUGCUAAGCAACUCAAUCAAAAGCAACAGUACAUUGCGAAAAGAGAGAUUGAAAAUAAAUCAAGAGAACUCAGUGGCCUCCCACCCUUACCUGAUGAAGACAUAGACAAAUUAUUUAAACCCUUUCAACCGCCACAGCGAUUAGAUUCGAUCAUGAUUUCGGAUCAAUUAGUCGAAUCAAUCAAUAAUAUUAAUCGAUAUUUGACCCAAGGCAUGGCUAAGCUUCUUGUAACUGAUGCGCUAAAAGAGAAAUCCCAAUAAGAUAGAAAUUUAUUAUUUGUUAAACUUCAUGAUAUUUUUUAUGAUAAACGGAAUAAAAAAUUUAAAAAUAGUUUUUUAUUAUGUUAUUAUAGAAAAAUACUAAUUUUAUAACAAUUAUAGUAAAUUAAUU